UUCUAUUUUGUCGAGAUGAGAGUAAGGGAUGACCUCACAGUACCGCCACCUAGCCAGGCCGCCGCCGACAACAUGGCUAAGAAAAAUAAGGCCAAGCCGCUGGACAACGAGGACGAUGGAGGCCAGGAGGAGGAGGAGCCGGACUUCAGUGACCCCGAGGACUUUGUGGACGAUAUAACUGACGAAGAGCUACUGGGCGAUUUGCUGCGUCAGAAGCCAAAGGAGACCGAUGGGGUGGAGUCGGUGAUAAUCGUGGACGGUGUGCCUUCUGUCGGGGCGGAGAGACUCGAAAAGCUGAAGAAUGUGGUGAGGAAGAUUUUCAAGGAGUACGGCACGCUUAUCAAUGAGUUCUACCCCACCAACGAGGAGGGCAAGACCAAGGGGUACAUCUUCCUGGAGUUCAAGGACAGGGCAGCGGCAGAGGAGGCAGUGAGGCAGAGGAACAACUAUAAGCUGGACAAGCAACACACCUUCCUCUGUAACCUCUUCACAGACUUCGACAAAUAUGACAACAUACCGGAGGAGUUUGUGGCACCCGUCCCUGAGCCUUAUAAGGACCUUGGCAACAUGAGCUACUACCUUUUGGACGAGAACUGCUUUGACCAAUUUUCCAUCAUCUUCGACGGGGGCACCACGACUGCCAUCUACCUCAAUGCUGUCCCAGAGGCUGUGGAGAUCGCCAAGAGGGAGCGUUGGACAGAGACGUAUGUUCGUUGGUCGCCGCGGGGCACCUACCUGGCCACCUUCCACGGCAAGGGCAUCGCGCUGUGGGGAGGGGAGGAGUUCAGACAGGUGCAGAAAUUUAGCCAUCCAGGUGUGCAGUUUAUUGACUUCUCCCCCUGUGAAAAGUACAUCGUGAGCUUCUCCCCGCACGUGGACCAGCGCUCGGAGGAACCCCAGAGCAUAAUUAUUUGGGACUCUCGGUCUGGGCAGAAGAAGAGGGCCUUUAACGCAGAGAGACCCCCAGUGUGGCCUGUCUUCAAGUGGUCCAGCGAUGACAAGUACUUCGCUAGGAUCUGGGAGGAGUGCGUCAGCGUUUACGAGACCCCGUCAUUUGGGUUGCUGGACAAGAAGAGCAUCAAGGUGGCUGGGAUCAAGGACUUUAGCUGGUCUCCCACUGACAACAUCCUGGCCUACUGGAUCGCCGAGGACAAGGAUGUGCCUGCCAAGGUGUCCCUGCUUUCCAUACCCAGCAGGGAGGAGGUCCGCACGAAGAAUCUGUUCAACGUGGCGGACUGCAAGAUGCACUGGCAGAAAUGUGGGGACUACCUGUGUGUGAAGGUGGCUCGCUAUGCCAAGGCCAAGAGGGAGAAGACUGAGGUGAAGUACUCUGGCAUCUACUACAACUUUGAGAUAUUCCACAUGAGGGAGAAAGGCAUCCCCGUGGACAGUCUGGAGAUCAAGGAGAACAUUCAGGCCUUUGCAUGGGAGCCGGUGAACAACAAGUUUGGCAUCAUCAGCGGCGAGCCUCCCUCAGUGAACGUGACCUUCUUCCAAGUGAACAAAGGUCAGGCGCCCACUGAGCUCAAGAAACUGGAGAAACGACCUUGCAACAAUCUCUUCUGGUCACCACAGGGGCAGUUCGUGGUGUUGGCUGGCCUCAGGAGCAUGAAUGGGGCCCUGGAGUUCAUUGAUACCAAGGACUUCCAGGUAAUGAUGAGUACGGAACAUUUUAUGGCCACGGACAUUGAGUGGGACCCGACUGGACGCUAUGUGGCCUCCUGUGUCUCCUGGUGGGGCCAUAAGGUUGACAACGCAUACUGGCUGUGGUCCUUCCAAGGCAAGAUCUUAAAGAGACAGACAGUGGAUAAAUUCUGCCAGCUUCUAUGGCGCCCCAGACCCCCCUCACUGCUCACCACUCAGGAUAUCAAGGACAUCAAGAAGAACAUGAAGAAAUACGCAGCCAACUUUGAGGUCCAGGACAAGAUGCGGUACAGCAAGGCGUCCCGGGAGAUUAUUGAGAAGAGGCAGAAGCAGAUGCAAACCUUCACAGAAUACAGGAAGAGGAUUAUUGACCAGUUCGAGGAGGAUAAGGAACAGCGACUGAGAUUGAGGAAUGGCCAGGACACAGACACCCUCACCUCCAAUGAAAACGACUUUGAAGAGGAAACUGUCGAAUUUUUGGUGAAGAAAGAGACAAUCCCUGUAGAGGAGUGAGAACAGCAACACCACCACCACCACCACCACCACCUCUGGGCUACCACUACUACUACUGCUGCUGCUGCUGCUGCUACUACUCCGGGUUGUACUAAGGCGGCGGCCCGGCUGGUGAAGCUUGAGUGGUAGUUUGGUAGUUAGUGGAGAAAGGUCGUUAAUAAAUACAGGUGUGAAGGUUAAA
Molecule: messenger RNA, 2338 nt
Organism: Portunus trituberculatus (swimming crab)
Lineage: Eukaryota; Metazoa; Arthropoda; Malacostraca; Decapoda; Portunidae
Gene: eIF3b
Product: eukaryotic translation initiation factor 3 subunit B-like
Exons: 13
Coding region: 16-2157 (713 amino acids)
Biological process (GO): translational initiation
Cellular component (GO): eukaryotic translation initiation factor 3 complex
Molecular function (GO): translation initiation factor activity; RNA binding; translation initiation factor binding
Source: RefSeq, a predicted model, not a curated record